AUAAUUAAGAACUGUCUCGCGUGAGGAGAUACGGAUGAUUUCCCACAAAACUCUACAAACGUAAACCCUUGCUUCACUACCACACAAGACCCUGUAGAUUUCGGCCAGAGAUCAUCACUAUCAAACCACAUCUCUUGAUCAGCAACAAGUAUAUCACAUGGAUAACUUCAACGAUCGACUCUUCCGUACGGUCAUAUUCUGCCUUUUGUUAAUCGGUUUACUCAAUAUUGUAUUCAUCGACACCCCCACCGGCUCAAAGCCAGUACUCUUUUCGUUACGAUAUCGCCUACGUCAACCCUCUCAUGAGAUAUGUUACAGUAGGAGUACCAGCCACAGAGAUGAACUUGAAGCAGCUUUGUCUAAGGCUUCCAUGGGGAAGAAGAGUACUACUGUAAUAAUCGCAAUUGUCAACAAGGGUUACAUAGAUCAGGGCGAAAAGCCAAUGCUUGACAUGUUUUUGGAUAGCUUUUGGGUCGGGGAAGGCACCAGGGAAUUGAUAAAUCGUCUUUUGCUAGUUGCGGUUGAUGAGAGGUCCUUUGAAAGGUGCAAGUUUCUUCGGCUUCAUUGCUACAAGCUUGAAUUAAUAUUGGACGAGGGCGCCAUGGAUUCUAAUGGUGAGAAGCUGUACAUGUCUAAUGAUUUUAUCAAGAUGAUGUGGAGGAGAACCCUCUUUCUGGGAGACGUACUCAAGCGGGGUUACAGCUUCAUAUUCACAGACACUGAUGUAAUGUGGCUAAGGAACCCAUUUCCAAGGCUGAGCCAAAACGAAAGUAUAGAUCUUCAAAUCAGCACCGAUCGAUUCAACGGAGAUGAACAGUCGGAAGCCAACCAACAAAUCAACACUGGCUUCUACAUGAUCAGAUCCAACAACAAGACCAUCUCUUUAUUUGAUGCAUGGUACGCCAGGAAAAAUAGCUCUGAGGGAUUAAAAGAGCAAGAUGUUUUAUUAAACAUGAUGCGUGCCGGCGUCUUCAGAGAGCUCGGCCUUGAAUUAAGGUUCUUGGACACCAACUAUUUCAGUGGGUUCUGUGAAGAUAGCAAGGACUUCCGAGCCGUUACCACCGUUCAUGCCAAUUGCUGCCGUACCAUUGUUGCCAAGGUGGCAGAUCUGAUGGCUGUUGUUCAUGAUUGGAAAAUGUUCAAGAGGUCAUCAUCUACCAAUCAGACUUCGACACCUAGAUCAUGGACGAAUCACAAAGCUUGUAGAGAUUCGUGGAAAUAAGAGGCAGUACCACUUGCUUGUCAUCUCCACAUAUGUAUGUAUGUAUGUAUGGGUGUGUAGGGUUAUUUUAUAUCAGAGAAAUGUUAUAGUUAUAAAGAAAAUUAUAAUGACAAAAUUAUAAA
Molecule: messenger RNA, 1344 nt
Organism: Juglans microcarpa x Juglans regia
Lineage: Eukaryota; Viridiplantae; Streptophyta; Magnoliopsida; Fagales; Juglandaceae
Exons: 3
Coding region: 158-1222 (354 amino acids)
Source: RefSeq, a predicted model, not a curated record